Molecule: messenger RNA, 3603 nt
Organism: Caenorhabditis bovis
Lineage: Eukaryota; Metazoa; Nematoda; Chromadorea; Rhabditida; Rhabditidae
Source: the annotation of a GenBank genome assembly
AUGCGCAGAUUAUCGGCGACCCAGGCACCAACAAGCUCAAAUCGGCAGAGGUAUACCCUCGGAGAGGUGAAUUCUGCGAACAUUGUGAUUGAUGUAAACGUUGGUCAUGGCUGGACACGAAUUCGUCUCAAAGAAGUUCCAAAAUUCCUCGUUUAUGCCUUUAAUAUGAUCUCGAUGUAUGGGAUGAAUGUCGACGGAAUAUUCCGAAAAGAGGGAAAUUCAACUCGCUUGAAUCGCGUUGAAGUUCAAAAUAUUUAUCGCGGAUUUGUUGACAUUCCGUCGGAUUACACCGUCAUCGAUGUUUGCACACUUGUGAAACGAUUCUUGAGGGAUUUGAAACCAACUCUUAUCGAUUCUGAUGAUUUUCGGGUACGGCUUCUUAAUAAAGCGCAACAAGCGAGGUUAUCGAACAAUUAUCAGUUGGGUCGAGAAGAAAUGGCAGAUUUGGUGUUUGGAGCGGAACCACCAAUGUCGGAAAUUCAUUUGUCGACUCUUGGGUACGUAAUGCGUCAGAUGAAUAGGAUCGCCACAUAUGCUGAUCAACAUAAAAUGUCGAUCGAUAACCUCGCAAUGGUUAUGGUUUGUAGCAUUUUUGGAAAUUGGAUGAACGAGUCGAAUAAAAAGAUUAAUCCCGGAAGAAGAAGCUCACAGGACGACAUUCUUGCUGCUAAAAAGCAUGAUAUGAAUAUUCACGUUGCUGCCGUCAAGCUUCUUAUUGUCAAUGCCAAUUUUAUUGGAUUGUUAAGAGAUCCCUACUUGACGAGUAGCCAUAUGAUACGAAGUUCUUCGGCCAUGCCGAAAAUGAGGUGCGGUAGUAGUGCUUACGACAGUUCUUCGGAUGCUGACGCAACACAGACCACAGCUUCAACGAGUAACGGAAAUGUAUUGCUGACACCAAACUCUCGACGUGAUUCCGAGUUUGCCCACCAUGUCGUUACAUCGAGGAAAAAAGAGGAACGAGCAACCAAAAAGAAGCGGUCAUCGUCGUUUUUGCCAAGAUUCCGUGACAUUCGGGACCGUGUUUCUUUUCUUAAACGAAUGAAAUCACCGAGCCCUGAAAGAUCUAAUACUCUAUCAACUGGCUCAACAUCGUCUGGCCGGCAGUCUCGCAGUCACCAAUCUAAACGAGGAAACACCAAUGCUGCCAGACGGAAUGGAUCGGACCGUUCAACUGGAAAUAAACCGACGGUCGCGAAUUUUUUCGAGUGUGAAAGCAAACAACCGAGUACGUCCGUUCCUCUUCGUAGAUUGUCGCAAAGCGAACAGAAUCAAGAACGUGGCGCUGAAGAAAAGCUGAGCGCUUAUGAAUUUCUUCUUAAAGAAUACAAUGGCAGUGAUUCGCCGGCGACAAGGAUUUUGGUGAAUAAUGAUCACACUAGUGAACAAAAGAAGAAGAAAGUUCGACGGUCGUCAAGAAGUCGACGGCACACAGCUCCAGUAAAUAAUGGAAUUAGUCGUAAUCGUCCUAAUGCGACAUCAACUAGGCUGCCACAGAGACGAGCUACUGUGUUGAUUUCAAAGUCGGAGGAAAAGGAGAAUCACAAAAAUAGUGAAACCGAUGACAGUUUGGAUAGCUUCGUGCUUAAUAUUGAAUCCUCUAAAGCUAUUUUGGAGCAGAAGUCAAAUGAGGCCCGUCUGAGGCGAGAAAAUCAACGACAGAAGGUGCGAAACGCCAUAACAGAAAGUUUAGUUGUCCUAAAUGGAUCAAUGGCGGUGACAGAGUCGUCAUCUAGUAUUGCAAACAAUCAGGAAGAAGAAGUACCAUCCUUGAAGAAUUCAAAUUCUCGCGAUCAAUUGACCACACUGACCGAAGAAUCUCCCCAGAAGCCGUCAUCGUCAACCGAAAUUCUUCAAGCAUCGGACACUGAAGCUUCAAGCGAUUCUACCACAUGCCAAAACAAAUAUAUUACGGAAGUCAAAAAAUGUGAUGUUGCAACGAGCCCUGUGGUGUUCCCUUCGCCAGUGGUGAAAACCCAUGAAAAUGGCCAUGUGUGGGUCGGAAGCAAGCAGGUUGUCUCGACAGAAUCACCGCAAUUGGCGCGUCGGCAGAGUCGGGCUCGACUUUCGUAUUCGAAAGCUAAUGAAUCGCAACUCGAGAUGCCACCCAAAGAAGCGACAAGUAUCGCGCGAGUGUCCGUAUCGCCGAUCAUGCAGCAUGUAACACAAACUAACAAUUGCCCGCCGUCUGAAGUUGUUACAACUCCUGGUUUGACUAGGCGCAGUACUUCAAGAUUGUGCCUGGUUUCGACGUUGGCCAAGAAUAAUAAUAAUGGGAAUGAGUCUACUUCAUCAAUUCCGCCUCCAGUGCCAGUUCAUUCGCCUCCACAUAAGAUUUCUGAAUGCCAACCCGAGAUAAAGAUUCGACGUCCGCCGACUCCUCCAUCAAAUCCUGCAAUGCUGAGUCCACUUUCACCACGAUUACCCCGUUCAUCAUCGUCGAAUCGUCUCGACAAUGCCAAUAUCAAUGAGUUCAAACUACCGCAUCUUCCGAAACAUUCCAAAGUAUCUCCUCCGUUAUUCCGACAGCCGAAAAUCGUGACGACUCGUAAUCAUUUGCGUGAGACCAAGAGUUUUGACAACGAAAUGGCGAGUACCUCAAAAGCUUCGAAUUCAUUUUCCGGGCGCGCCACAAUGUCACCGAGAACCGCUGAUUUGUUUGGAAUUGGAAAAUAUAAUCAUUUGUUCCAAUCGGCUACGGAAGAAGGAUCACUUCCCACUCGGAGACAGUCUGUUGAAAUGCGACCAUCUGUUGCAAUCAUCCGCGCUAAUAAUCCUGGACUGGUUCGAUCAAGGAUUCAUCACUUCCAAGAGAUUGAACAAUUGUCGAAAGCCAACGAUACGCUGAACGGAAGGAUGUCUGCAAUGUCGCAACUUUCGAUCCGAAGCAACGAUACAGUACAUUCAGCUCGUUCGUCAGAUGCUCACGAGCAUUCGAAAAAUCGAAUCAACGAGGCUUGUAUGCUUGAUAUGGUGGUGAACCUGCGACCUUUUGAUGUUUUAGAUCUUAUUGGGGUACGCUUGUGUAUUUGGUUAAAUGGUGAUGAUUCGUAUCCAACAGAACAGGACUUUUGGAAGUCUGUUUGGAAUUCGUCGAAAUAUCGAUUAGCUACUGAUGGAAGCGCCAAUAAGAUAAGCAAACGGGAAAAUGAACUUCAACCUCCACAAUAUAUUUGUGGUGACUUCGAUUCAAUAAAUUUCGAUGAAAUUAAAGGAACUAAUGCAAAAGUUAUUCAUUUGCCUGACCAAGAUUUUACCGAUUUACAAAAAACUAUUAAAUUUAGCUUAGAAAUGAGAAAUAAUGAAACUGAAAAGUGGGAUUUUGAUUAUAUAAUUCUUCUCGGUGGCCUGAAUGGAAGACUCGAUCACUCAUUAUCGACACUCUCUACUUUGGUAAAAUACUCUACACCUGAUAUCCCAAUAUUUUCAUUUGAUGCUAAAAAUGUGGCGUUGGUGAUACAAAAGGGUGAAGCAAAUGUUCAAAUACAUAUUGAUAAAUGUACAAAGAAGUGCGGGAUCGUCCCUUUAGUUCAAAGAGAGACUAUUACUUCUACAAAAGGAUUUCGAUGGGAUUUGGGUAACUUGAAAUUGCAAAAUCUUCUUUAA